Malaya genurostris is the source of this 2826-nucleotide messenger RNA. RefSeq names its product phosphopentomutase (gene Pgm2a). The coding region runs from base 417 to 2261 and encodes 614 amino acids. The record is from RefSeq and is a predicted model, not a curated record. Gene Ontology annotation, biological process: carbohydrate metabolic process; purine ribonucleoside salvage. Lineage: Eukaryota; Metazoa; Arthropoda; Insecta; Diptera; Culicidae. Gene Ontology annotation, molecular function: magnesium ion binding; phosphopentomutase activity. The transcript has 9 exons.
UGUGGUGUGUUUUGCGUAAUUUGGAAUACAAUAAUUGUAUUGGCAAGUUUUACUACGUAGACCAAAAUAACGUGUCUUUAGUAAGUUUGAAAAUUGAAAGUGUUAUUCCAGGAUUUAGUAAUCCAGUUGCACUUGUGGCAUUGUGGUCUGUGAAACUGUUUUUGAUAUAAUUAUUAAUAACUCUCUGCGGUCGCUAGAUUUGAGGGAAAGUUCAAGGUCAAUACAACGAAAUUCGACUUUAUGAUCAUCAUACUAGGGUAUUAAACACAAGUUCCUGAAUUUUCUAAUAGAUCCAUCGAAGCUCCGCUCGCACAAGUGUUUUAGUUUCCGAACGACAGUCGCCGUGUGAAUCUUGAUUUGAAAAGAAGCUCAUUUCGUUGGACAAUAAGUAAAAUUUAUCGAUUGUGUACAUAUAAAUGGAAACGGAUGGAAUUCACAUCGACUCUGGCUCUCCAGAAUUAGAUCAGAAAAUUUCUGAAUGGCUUCAGUGGGAUAAGAAUGAAAAUACAUUGAACGAAAUAAGAUUGUUAGUGAAGGAUCAGGAAUGGAAAAUCCUCAGCGGACGUUUAUUGCAAAGACUUGCAUUUGGGACGGCCGGUCUCCGUGGUGUCAUGCAAGCCGGUUUCAAUGCUAUGAAUGAUCUGGUGGUUGUUCAAUCCGCUCAAGGGCUCUGCAACUACAUCCUGGAAUGUUAUCCAACGCCGUUGGAUAGAAAGCGCGGUGUAGUGCUGGGAUUCGAUGGGCGCUACAACAGCAAAAGGUUUGCUGAGCUCAGUGCUUGUGUUUUCCUAACCGCGGGCAUACCGGUAUGGUUAUACAGCCGGACUGUGGCCACACCGUUCGUGCCUUUCGCUAUACAGGAGCUGCAGUGCCUAGCCGGUAUUAUGGUAACUGCAUCUCACAAUCCGAAAGAAGACAACGGAUACAAAGUGUAUUGGACAAACAGCGCUCAAAUUAUUUCACCACACGAUAAAAAUAUUCAAACUCAUAUUCUGCGAAGUUUAGCCCCAUUGGAAUCAUCUUGGAAUCUGGAUUUGUUGAAAUCAGAUCAACUGAAAGAUCCCUACGAUGCAAUGAGCAAACUGUAUUUCGAAAAGCUCGCAGCCAAUGUUCCGGAAAAUUUUGUUACUUCUUAUAAUGCCAAAAGUUCCCAGCGUUUUGUGUACUCGGCAAUGCACGGUGUCGGCUUCCCAUUUGUCGAGCUAGGGUUUCAAACCGUCGGACUACAACCGGUAUUAGCCGUGCAGGAACAGCGGGACCCGGAUCCCGAAUUUCCAACGGUGAAAUUUCCCAAUCCUGAGGAAGGAAAAUCUAGCUUAUUGCUAUCGAUUAAGCUGGCGAACGAGUCAAAUUGUGAUGUGAUUCUAGCGAAUGAUCCGGAUGCGGAUCGGUUAGCAUGUGCAGAAAAGAAUUCGAGCACUGGAGAAUGGCGUGUUUUUACGGGUAAUGAAUUGGGAUCACUGCUGGGGUGGUGGUCAGUUCGAUGUUAUCGAGAACAGUAUCCUGAUAAAAAAUUGGAAGAUUGCUAUUUAUUGGCUAGCACCGUCAGUUCUAAAAUGUGUCGAUCGAUAGCUAACAUCGAGGGAUUAAACUUUGAGGAAACAUUGACUGGAUUCAAAUGGAUGGGUAACAAGUCGGUUGAACUGAUGAAAGAGGGUAAAACUGUACUUUUCGCCUUCGAAGAAGCCAUUGGAUUCAUGUGCACUCCAACCGUAUUGGAUAAGGACGGCGUUAGUGCCGCCUGUCAACUCGCGACGAUGGUUUGCUAUCUACAAGCUACUUCCAAUCAAACGCUGACGGACAAGCUAAAUGAAUUAUACGAUAUUUACGGGUAUCAUUGCACUAUUACAUCGUAUCAUUUUUGCUACGAUCCGGUUGUGAUCGAACGGAUUUUCGAACGAAUACGAACUUUAGAAACGGGAAACCCUGGUUAUCCCAAAGCAAUAAGUGCUGGGAAGUACCCGAUUGCAUCAGUACGGGAUCUCACCACUGGAUAUGAUUCCGCACAGACAGACCGAAAAGCUCAGCUGCCUUCAAGCAAAAGCUCACAGAUGAUAACGUUUUCGUUCGAAAAUGGUGCGGUUAUUACAUUGCGUACCAGUGGUACCGAGCCGAAAAUCAAGUACUACGCAGAAAUGUGCGCAAAGCCAGGCCAGAGAGAUUGGGAUGCAUCGCGAGCGACCCUCCGAGAUAUGGUAGAUUGCAUCGUGGAGGAACUGCUGGAACCUGUCAAAAACAAUCUUACUCCACGGUCGGAGUAAGAUCACUUCUAUCAAAGUGGAAAGUGAAGUUCGAAUAUAGUCAAUCAAACGGGUAAUGCAUUACAUUGGCUGAUUUUCAUAUAUUUCCUGCUCUCUUGUGAUUAUUCCAAUACAUCUACUAGUGACUAGUAGUGAUCUACUUAUACGCUUAUCGUAUAUGUUUCGAGAUGGACACUCAAUGCUUUCGUACAGAAAAUCAAGUACAUUUACAUUGUACUACUUUAUGCUAAUUCACAAUUUAGUUUUAUUUCAUUCGUAAAAUUAAUGAUAAUCUUAGAGCUAGUUGAUGUUCGAUUUAUAAGACUAUGACAAGUAGUCCACGUGCUAAAACGUAUACUGCUGGAAGAGACUAAUUGAAUAUGAUCCAUUUAUUAUCUAAUUUGUUCAUCGAGUAGACCUGCUAAGAGAACGAAAAAACACACGAUUCGUACACCUCCAGUGAAUUAAGAAACUUUUAUUAGUACCAGUUUUAUGUUAUUUUGUGCUACUCGCUAUGAGUAAUGUAAUGUAUUUAAAAAUUAUACUACCGACAAAAUAAUAAACAUGCUUACACUAUGUAACUGAA